Molecule: messenger RNA, 5109 nt
Organism: Gorilla gorilla gorilla (western lowland gorilla)
Lineage: Eukaryota; Metazoa; Chordata; Mammalia; Primates; Hominidae
Gene: ABCC8
Product: ATP binding cassette subfamily C member 8
Exons: 39
Coding region: 153-5003 (1616 amino acids)
Biological process (GO): potassium ion transport; transmembrane transport
Cellular component (GO): membrane
Molecular function (GO): ABC-type transporter activity; sulfonylurea receptor activity; ATP binding
Source: RefSeq, a predicted model, not a curated record
GGGAGGGGGAGGCCAGCGGGGCUGGGCGGGGCCCGGGGGGCGGGGGCCUGACGGCCGGGCCGGGCGGCGGAGCUGCGAGGGACAGAGGCGCGGCAGGCGCGCGGAGCCAGCGGAGCCAGCUGAGCCCGAGCCCAGCCUGCGCCCGCGCCGCCAUGCCCCUGGCCUUCUGCGGCAGCGAGAACCACUCGGCCGCCUACCGGGUGGACCAGGGCGUCCUCAACAACGGCUGCUUUGUGGACGCGCUCAACGUGGUGCCGCACGUCUUCCUACUCUUCAUCACCUUCCCCAUCCUCUUCAUUGGAUGGGGAAGUCAGAGCUCCAAGGUGCACAUCCACCACAGCACAUGGCUUCAUUUCCCUGGGCACAACCUGCGGUGGAUCCUGACCUUCAUGCUGCUCUUCGUCCUGGUGUGUGAGAUUGCGGAGGGCAUCCUGUCUGAUGGGGUGACCGAAUCCCACCAUCUCCACCUGUACAUGCCAGCCGGGAUGGCGUUCAUGGCUGCUGUCACCUCCGUGGUCUACUAUCACAACAUCGAGACUUCCAACUUCCCCAAGCUGCUAAUUGCCCUGCUGGUGUAUUGGACCCUGGCCUUCAUCACCAAGACCAUCAAGUUUGUCAAGUUCUUGGACCACGCCAUCGGCUUCUCGCAGCUACGCUUCUGCCUCACAGGGCUGCUGGUGAUCCUCUAUGGGAUGCUGCUCCUCGUGGAGGUCAAUGUCAUCAGGGUGAGGAGAUACAUCUUCUUCAAGACACCGAGGGAGGUGAAGCCUCCCGAGGACCUGCAAGACCUGGGGGUACGCUUCCUGCAGCCCUUCGUGAAUCUGCUGUCCAAAGGCACCUACUGGUGGAUGAACGCCUUCAUCAAGACUGCCCACAAGAAGCCCAUCGACUUGCGAGCCAUCGGGAAGCUGCCCAUCGCCAUGAGGGCCCUCACCAACUACCAACGGCUCUGCGAGGCCUUUGACGCCCAGGUGCGGAAGGACGUUCAGGGCACUCAAGGUGCCCGGGCCAUCUGGCAGGCACUCAGCCAUGCCUUCGGGAGGCGCCUGGUCCUCAGCAGCACUUUCCGCAUCUUGGCCGACCUGCUGGGCUUCGCCGGGCCACUGUGCAUCUUUGGGAUCGUGGACCACCUUGGGAAGGAGAACGACGUCUUCCAGCCCAAGACACAAUUUCUCGGGGUUUACUUUGUCUCAUCCCAAGAGUUCCUUGCCAAUGCCUACGUCUUAGCCGUGCUUCUGUUCCUUGCCCUCCUACUGCAAAGGACAUUUCUGCAAGCAUCCUACUAUGUGGCCAUUGAAACUGGAAUUAACUUGAGAGGAGCAAUACAGACCAAGAUUUACAAUAAAAUUAUGCACCUGUCCACCUCCAACCUAUCCAUGGGAGAAAUGACUGCUGGACAGAUCUGUAAUCUGGUUGCCAUCGACACCAAUCAGCUCAUGUGGUUUUUCUUCUUGUGCCCAAACCUCUGGGCUAUGCCAGUACAGAUCAUUGUGGGUGUGAUUCUCCUCUACUACGUACUCGGAGUCAGUGCCUUAAUUGGAGCAGCUGUCAUCAUUCUACUGGCUCCUGUCCAGUACUUCGUGGCCACCAAGCUGUCUCAGGCCCAGCGGAGCACACUGGAGUAUUCCAAUGAGCGGCUGAAGCAGACCAACGAGAUGCUCCGCGGCAUCAAGCUGCUGAAGCUGUACGCCUGGGAAAACAUCUUCCGCACGCGGGUGGAGACGACCCGCAGGAAGGAGAUGACCAGCCUCAGGGCCUUUGCCAUCUAUACCUCCAUCUCCAUUUUCAUGAACACGGCCAUCCCCAUUGCAGCUGUCCUCAUAACUUUCGUGGGCCAUGUCAGCUUCUUCAAAGAGGCCGACUUCUCGCCCUCCGUGGCCUUUGCCUCCCUCUCCCUCUUCCAUAUCUUGGUCACACCGCUGUUCCUGCUGUCCAGUGUGGUCCGAUCUACCGUCAAAGCUCUAGUGAGCGUGCAAAAGCUAAGCGAGUUCCUGUCCAGUGCAGAGAUCCGUGAGGAGCAGUGUGCCCCCCACGAGCCCACACCUCAGGGCCCAGCCAGCAAGUACCAGGCGGUGGAAGAGGGGCUCCCUUCCCUACACAGCUCCCAGCCCAGUGGGUCCUCACCUCCAAACCACCCCCAGCCCCUCAGGGUUGUGAACCGCAAGCGUCCAGCCCGGGAGGAUUGUCGGGGCCUCACCGGCCCACUGCAGAGCCUGGUCCCCAGUGCAGAUGGCGAUGCUGACAACUGCUGUGUCCAGAUCAUGGGAGGCUACUUCACGUGGACCCCGGAUGGAAUCCCCACACUGUCCAACAUCACCAUUCGUAUCCCCCGAGGCCAGCUGACUAUGAUCGUGGGGCAGGUGGGCUGCGGCAAGUCCUCGCUCCUUCUAGCCGCACUGGGGGAGAUGCAGAAGGUCUCAGGGGCUGUCUUCUGGAGCAGCAGCCUUCCUGACAGCGAGAUAGGAGAGGACCCCAGCCCAGAGCGGGAGACAGCGACCGACUUGGAUAUCAGGAAGAGAGGCCCCGUGGCCUAUGCUUCGCAGAAACCAUGGCUGCUAAAUGCCACUGUGGAGGAGAACAUCAUCUUUGAGAGUCCCUUCAACAAACAACGGUACAAGAUGGUCAUUGAAGCCUGCUCUCUGCAGCCAGACAUCGACAUCCUGCCCCAUGGAGACCAGACCCAGAUUGGGGAACGGGGCAUCAACCUGUCUGGUGGUCAACGCCAGCGAAUCAGUGUGGCCCGAGCCCUCUACCAGCACGCCAACGUCGUCUUCUUGGAUGACCCCUUCUCAGCUCUGGAUAUCCAUCUGAGUGACCACUUAAUGCAGGCCGGCAUCCUUGAGCUGCUCCGGGACGACAAGAGGACAGUGGUCUUAGUGACCCACAAGCUACAGUACCUGCCCCAUGCAGACUGGCCAGCCCCCAAACCAGGUUUGUUGCUGCCUUUCCAGAUCAUUGCCAUGAAGGAUGGCACCAUCCAGAGGGAGGGUACCCUCAAGGACUUCCAGAGGUCUGAAUGCCAGCUCUUUGAGCACUGGAAGACCCUCAUGAACCGACAGGACCAAGAGCUGGAGAAGGAGACUGUCACAGAGAGAAAAGCCACAGAGCCACCCCAGGGCCUAUCUCGUGCCAUGUCCUCGAGGGAUGGCCUUCUGCAGGAUGAGGAAGAGGAGGAAGAGGAGGCAGCUGAGAGCGAGGAGGAUGACAACCUGUCGUCCGUGCUGCACCAGCGUGCUGAGAUCCCAUGGCGAGCCUGCGCCAAGUACCUGUCCUCCGCCGGCAUCCUGCUUCUGUCGUUGCUGGUCUUCUCACAGCUGCUCAAGCACAUGGUCCUGGUGGCCAUCGACUACUGGCUGGCCAAGUGGACCGACAGCGCCCUGACCCUGACCCCUGCAGCCAGGAACUGCUCCCUCAGCCAGGAGUGCACCCUCGAUCAGACUGUCUACGCCAUGGUGUUCACGGUGCUCUGCAGCCUGGGCAUUGUGCUGUGCCUCGUCACGUCUGUCACUGUGGAGUGGACAGGGCUGAAGGUGGCCAAGAGACUGCACCGCAGCCUGCUAAACCGGAUCAUCCUAGCCCCCAUGAGGUUUUUUGAGACCACGCCCCUUGGGAGCAUCCUGAACAGAUUUUCAUCCGACUGUAACACCAUCGACCAGCACAUCCCAUCCACACUGGAGUGCCUGAGCCGCUCCACCCUGCUCUGUGUCUCAGCCCUGGCCGUCAUCUCCUAUGUCACACCUGUGUUCCUCGUGGCCCUCUUGCCCCUGGCCAUCGUGUGCUACUUCAUCCAGAAGUACUUCCGGGUGGCGUCCAGGGACCUGCAGCAGCUGGAUGACACCACCCAGCUUCCACUUCUCUCACACUUUGCCGAAACCGUGGAAGGGCUCACCACCAUCCGGGCCUUCAGGUAUGAGGCCCGGUUCCAGCAGAAGCUUCUCGAAUACACAGACUCCAACAACAUUGCUUCCCUCUUCCUCACAGCUGCCAACAGAUGGCUGGAAGUCCGAAUGGAGUACAUCGGUGCAUGUGUGGUGCUCAUCGCAGCGGUGACCUCCAUCUCCAACUCCCUGCACAGGGAGCUCUCUGCUGGCCUGGUGGGCCUGGGCCUCACCUACGCCCUAAUGGUCUCCAACUACCUCAACUGGAUGGUGAGGAACCUGGCAGACAUGGAGCUCCAGCUGGGGGCUGUGAAGCGCAUCCAUGGGCUCCUGAAAACCGAGGCAGAGAGCUACGAGGGGCUCCUGGCACCAUCGCUGAUCCCAAAGAACUGGCCAGACCAAGGGAAGAUCCAGAUCCAGAACCUGAGCGUGCGCUAUGACAGCUCCCUGAAGCCGGUGCUGAAGCACGUCAACGCCCUCAUCUCCCCUGGACAGAAGAUCGGGAUCUGCGGCCGCACCGGCAGUGGGAAGUCCUCCUUCUCUCUUGCCUUCUUCCGCAUGGUGGACACGUUCGAAGGGCACAUCAUCAUUGAUGGCAUUGACAUCGCCAAACUGCCGCUGCACACCCUGCGCUCACGCCUCUCCAUCAUCCUGCAGGACCCCGUCCUCUUCAGCGGCACCAUCCGAUUUAACCUGGACCCUGAGAGGAAGUGCUCAGAUAGCACACUGUGGGAGGCCCUGGAAAUCGCCCAGCUGAAGCUGGUGGUGAAGGCACUGCCAGGAGGCCUCGAUGCCAUCAUCACAGAAGGCGGGGAGAAUUUCAGCCAGGGACAGAGGCAGCUGUUCUGCCUGGCUCGGGCCUUCGUGAGGAAGACCAGCAUCUUCAUCAUGGACGAGGCCACGGCUUCCAUUGACAUGGCCACGGAAAACAUCCUCCAAAAGGUGGUGAUGACAGCCUUCGCAGACCGCACUGUGGUCACCAUCGCGCAUCGAGUGCACACCAUCCUGAGUGCAGACCUGGUGAUCGUCCUGAAGCGGGGUGCCAUCCUUGAGUUCGAUAAGCCAGAGAAGCUGCUCAGCCGGAAGGACAGCGUCUUCGCCUCCUUCGUCCGUGCAGACAAGUGACCUGCCAGAGCCCAAGUGCCAUCCCACACUCGGACCCUGCCCAUACCCCUGUCUGGGUUUUCUAACUGUAAAUCACUUGUAAAUAAAUAGAUUUGAUUAUUUCCUA